Cyprinus carpio (common carp) is the source of this 2488-nucleotide messenger RNA. RefSeq names its product fibronectin type III domain-containing protein 4. The record is from RefSeq and is a predicted model, not a curated record. NCBI's taxonomy places the organism in Eukaryota, Metazoa, Chordata, Actinopteri, Cypriniformes, Cyprinidae. Gene Ontology annotation, molecular function: protein binding.
GAAUGUAGCAACACUGAGAUCUCCACACUGCCAGGAUGCGCGCACAUUUAUAAAUAAAUAAAUCUGCGGUCUCUCGCUCGCGUUAGCUGGAGCUGACCGUGGUGCUGAUCGCCGCACGCGAGCUCAAGAUCAACACUGACAUGCUCGAGCGUCAGGAUCUGAACACCUCCGACACUGAACUUGACGCUCCCUCACAACCUUCAGUUUCGGAGGAAAUCCUAAAAUAAUCGAGCAUGGAUCUGAAGUGAGACGGAAGCGUUUUGGAAGUCGAAGGAAAGUCAGUAUUAAACCUGAGGUUGACGUGGACGUUCCGGCACGUGUUUUAAUUGGAUUUGCGAACAUGAUGUCCAUCUUGAGAUUUUUACUGUACUUUAUUUAAGAUGUGUGUUAUCUGAACGAAUUUAUAUUCAUAAUGUUGCUAUAAACAUACACGUUUAGUAGCAAAAGAAGAUAAUUACAUCUAUUUGGAUCCUUGGACAUUCGAAGUGGAGAUAUGGCUCGCGUUCUUGUCCUUGUUAACUCGGUCGGACUGUUGCUCUUCGGUAGUGAAAUGUUUCUGGUGGGAGCAAACCGUCCACCUGCUCCAGUUAAUGUGUCAGUCAUGCACCUGAGAGCUGAUUCAGCAACUGUGUCCUGGGAGGUGCCUGAGGGUGACAUCAUCAUCGGCUUUUCCAUCUCCCAACAGAGAAUGGACGGCAAAAUGCAGAGGUUUAUCAGGGAGGUGAACACCACCAGCAGAUCCUGUGUGCUGUGGGACCUGGAGGAGGAGACAGAUUAUAUUAUCCAAGUGCAGUCCAUCGGCCUUUAUGGAGAAAGCCAGGCCAGUAAACGCAUCCACUUCAGAACCCUGAAGAAAACAGACCGCUUCCCCUCAAACAGUUCGAACCAAGAUGACCCGACUGUUCAAGGCCUGGAUAAAGCUCGACACCUGCAGACAGGAGAGAUGAUCAUCAUUGUGGUGGUGCUUCUUAUGUGGGCAGCCGUAAUUGCCUUGUUUUGCCGGCAGUAUGACAUAAUAAAGGACAACGAUUCCAGCAACAGCAAAGAGAAGGUAAAACCAUCCUCAGAGAGAAGCACACCAGAGCAUCACAGCGGAGGUCUGCUGCGGAGCAAGUUCCACCAGUCUGUGCCAUCGAUCAACAUCAUCGAGGUGUGAUGGGAGUAUCGUAGACAUCAGUCAUGUCCUCCGUCGCAGUAUCAGGAUGACAGUAUGUCAACCCUUUCAUCACCCCACGGUCAAAAACUCAUCAGCUACACCGCUGUGUCGGCCCACCUUAUACACAUAUUAAAGCCAUCUAUUGGAACUGUAAAUAACGUACAUUGCACGUAUGACUGGAUGUCUAUAUUUUAUGUUGGCUGGAGAAUUCCCAAAACUCUCACUGCAAUAUAUCAAACUAAACCUGUUUUUUUUUUCUCUUGUAUAGAAAAGGAAGGAAGGUGUAUUUUUGUAAUGGUACUGAAGUAUGACAGGGUUUCUACUAUUUAUUAGCUUGUGUUUUGUUUGUGCAUGCAGCUCUCAUGGUCUGAUAGGAUGUGUACAGAAGCAGGUCUUUAGAUUAAAGGGAUAGUUCACCCAAACAUUAAUCUGAGGCCUUUUUAAAUGUCGAAAAGUUUGUUUCUCCAUCAGAACAGAUUUGGAGAAAUUUAAUAUUGCAUUAUUUGCUCACCAGUGGAUCCUCUGCAGUGAAUGGGUGCCGUCAGAAUUAGAGUCCAAACAGCUGAUAAAAACAUCACAAUAAUCAACAAGUAAUCUACAUCUGCAAAAACCUGCGUGUUUCUAAUAAAUUUAUCAAGACGUUUUUCAGAUUCAGGAGAGAAAUAUACACUGAUCAAGGAUUACUUGUGGAUUAUUGUGAUGUUUUUAGCAGCUGUUUGAACUCUCAUUGUGACGGCAUCCAUUCACUGCAGAGGAUCCAUUGAUAAGCAAGUGAUGUAAUGCUAAAUUUCGAAGAAACAAGCUCUAUCUUGGAUGGACUGAGCUUAUGUACAUUUUCAGCAAAUUGUAAUUUUCCGGGUGAACUAUUUCUUUAAGUUUGUGCUCUUAUUUUCAUUAGUCUGCUUAUUAGAGAGAACAGAUUUAUGCCAAAUCCCUCUGCUUGUAAAUAGCUUCAUCUCUUCACCUUCUUGAACAGUUUUUAUGUAUCCUAAAUAUGGCUAGGAAUAUUUAUUUGCUUAUUUACCCAGUUUUGUUUCACUGUUAUAAUCUUAAAACCCUAAAACCUGAAUAAUGUACCUAAAUGCUAAUCAUUGUAUGUAUAUAUAUAUAUAUAUAUAUAUAUAUAUAUAUAUAUAUAUAUAUAUAUAUAUAUAUAUAAGAAUAUCCUGACUGAAUCUGAAUUAUUGUUGUUUUAAGAAUAAAAAAGACAGCAUAAACCUAAUGAUGAAAAGUGCAUGCAUAUUUUGCAUUUAUGCUCUCAGUUCAUGGCUCUUAUUUAAAAUUAGUUCUAUUUCUCCUUAUCAAUUUUAAUAAAGAUAAUGAAUGACUUGA